Bombina bombina (fire-bellied toad) is the source of this 2828-nucleotide messenger RNA. Its product is annotated as polycystic kidney disease 2-like 1 protein. The transcript has 13 exons. Gene Ontology annotation, biological process: potassium ion transmembrane transport; detection of mechanical stimulus. Gene Ontology annotation, molecular function: muscle alpha-actinin binding; calcium ion binding; calcium-activated potassium channel activity. Lineage: Eukaryota; Metazoa; Chordata; Amphibia; Anura; Bombinatoridae. The coding region runs from base 71 to 2227 and encodes 718 amino acids. Gene Ontology annotation, cellular component: membrane. The record is from RefSeq and is a predicted model, not a curated record.
UCCCUGCACAUCUCUUUCCCAUCUCCAAUAAACUUCUGUGUAAUAAACAGAAACUGGCUGAAUACUCAGUAUGAUUUCUGCCAAACAGAGGAGCAGAAUGGAAAAACAUUUGACGGAGGAGCAAGAAAUGGAUAAUUUGGGGAGAAAGGCUUGGGACAACCCAGCCUAUGAGGGGUCUCCUUCUCCAAAGAUUAAAACAAUUUACAAUCCUAAAAGUAUUCUGGAAAAUCCCUAUGACAACAUGGACCAUUUAGGAGACCCACCACCUUAUCAGGAGGACAAGACAAAGAGCUUAAAUCUGUGUUCAAGUUUCUUCAUCUACGUGGGCAAAGGAAUAAGAGGACUCUGGGGAACAACACUGACCGAAGAUACAGCAGAAAAUCGAGAGCUUUAUGUGAAGACAACACUGAGAGAACUUCUGGUUUAUAUUGUGUUCCUGGUGGACAUCUGUCUAUUGACGUAUGGGAUGACCAGCUCCAAUACUUAUUACUACACCAACGUGAUGUCUACACUCUUCCUGGACACACCGGCAGACAGUGGUGUCACCUUUAAGACUAUUGGCAGCAUGGAAGACUUCUGGACAUACUCACAGGGACCACUUCUGGAUGGCCUUUACUGGACCAAAUGGUACAAUAAUGUGAGUUUGGAUCACGCACCUAAUUCUUUCAUAUACUAUGAGAACCUCUUGCUUGGAGUUCCUCGGAUGCGCCAGUUAAAGGUGGAAAACAACUCUUGUGUUGUUCAUAAAGACUUUAGGGAAGACAUAUCUGGCUGUUAUGAUGUCUAUUCUAAAGAAAAGGAGGAUAAAAACCCAUUUGGCCUAUUUAAUGGGACACCGUUGCUUGUGGAGUUUCCUGCAACUGGUGGUGCUAUUCCAUCCUGGCAGAUUCGCACAGUCAAGCUCAUCCGAUACGUCUGUGGCUGGGACUACUUCAUAAUCGCCUGUGAAAUUGUCUUUUGCGUCUUUAUAUUUUACUAUGUUGUGGAGGAAAUGUUGGAGCUUAGAAUACAUAAAUUCAGAUAUUUCACAAGCAUCUGGAAUAUCCUUGACGUUGUUGUAAUACUGCUUUCUCUUGUAGCCAUUGCUUUUCACAUCUUUCGUACCUUGGAGGUGAACAGACUUAUGGGAACACUGCUACAACAACCUACAAUCUAUGCAGACUUUGAGUUUCUGGCGUUCUGGCAGACUCAGUACAACAACAUGAACGCAGUCAAUCUGUUCUUCGCAUGGAUAAAGAUAUUCAAAUACAUCAGCUUCAAUAAGACGAUGACACAGCUGUCGUCCACCCUCGCUCGCUGCGCUAAAGACAUUUUAGGUUUUGCCAUCAUGUUUUUCAUUGUAUUCUUUGCUUAUGCCCAGCUGGGAUACCUGUUGUUUGGGACCCAGGUGGAAAACUUCAGCACCUUUGGAAAGUGCAUAUUCACACAGUUCAGAAUAAUCCUUGGGGAUUUUGACUAUGAUGCUAUUGAUAACGCUAACCGGAUUCUAGGACCUAUUUAUUUUGUCACAUAUGUCUUCUUCGUUUUCUUCGUAUUACUGGGAUACAGAAAAACUUUACUGAAGCUUAAACUGAAGAAAGAACGCAUUUCAGAUGUACAAAAAGCUCUGCAAACUGGCUCAAAAGAGUUGGAGUUUGAAGAGUUUAAAAACAGCUUAAGGGAGAUGGGCCAUGAUGAUCAUGAGAUUUCGGCUGCAUUUUCUAAAUUUGACCAGGAUGGCAAUCGGAUUCUUGAUGAAGAGGAACAGAAACAAAUGCAAAAUAUCCUGGAGGAAAGAAGGGUGGCGCUAAAUGCUGAAAUUGAGAAUUUGGGAAGAUCCUACAGGAACAAGGGUUUGGAUGAUGGGGUGAACCUAACGGAUAUAAAGAACAAUUUGUCUUCUAAAACCAACUGGGUGUCGCAAGAAGAAUUCACAGUGAUUGUGAAGCGAUUACAGCAACUGGAAAUUUCCAUUGGGGGAAUGAUGAAAAAAAUAGAAUCUGUAGAAGUAAAAUUAGAGACCAUAGAAAGCAACAAAAUGAAGCAAACGAAUCUGGUAGAAAAUAGGCAGAACAAUAUUGUCAAAUUUAACCAAGAUGAAAUACUCCAUCGCAAUCUGGGCCAACACGUAAAGGAAGAGAAGGCCAAUUGGGAUUCUGAUUACAAAACCAGGAAUGUCUGCGAAGCAUCAUUCCAAAACAGCCACCCAAACAUGGCAGCAUCACCAAAUUCCAACAAUUUCUCAUAGAUUGUAAUGUUUUUAGGUGCAUGCGUCAGAAGUUUCUAAUUGUUCUACAUGAAAAAUGCUGAGAAAAUUGUGGCGGCAUUUGAAGUAAUUUGCAGUUGUCCUUUGCACAGAAUUGAACCAAUUAUUAUUAUUAUUAUUAUUAUUAUCGGUUAUUUGUAGAGCGCCAACAGAUUCAGCAAUGAGAGUGAGACUCACUGAACAAAUGAGCCCUUGUUAUUUAUUCAUGAAGCUUUGGGAUGUGCAACGGAAAUUGUUUAAUGUAUCUGCAUUGAUUACACCUCAUGUGAAAUUAAUGACCGCAAAAGGUUUUACUUGAUCCAAACAUUCCCAGGAUAAUGCUGUCAUUAGUUCAAUUUCAUCCAGGGCAGAACUGCACCACAAAGUCACCCAGCAGGUUUAAUUGCCAAUGUGUGAUUUUGUGACUUCUCUGAAACAAUCUGUCGCUGUUUAUGAAGAUGUUGUGCUUUUUGCUGAGCUAUAAAAUAGAACAGUUUAAUCAUAAGCAAUAUAUUACACACACAUAUAUAAAAUAUAAUUUCUAGCUAAAAUAGAAAAUGUGAUACAGGAAAAUGCAUUCUAAUAAAAUAUGUGCAAGAUUAUA